Acanthosepion pharaonis is the source of this 642-nucleotide messenger RNA. The record is from the annotation of a GenBank genome assembly. Lineage: Eukaryota; Metazoa; Mollusca; Cephalopoda; Sepiida; Sepiidae.
AUGAUUGGAGAAGACAAUUAUUUUCUUUUUAUUUAUUAUUGUGAUGUGACAAUUUUUUCCAUCUAUCUCAUUCAAUUUUUUCCAUCUAUCUAUCUUAUUCUGUCCAUCAAUCUAUCUAUCUAUCUAAUUCUAGACUCUUUUCUGGCUCCUACUUUUAUUCUAGACGUUUAUUUUCCUGUAAUCGCAUUCACGCUGGUUUUCUUACUGUCCUCUUCCUUUCACUAUCUUUCCUUCUCUCCCCCACAUAAACGAAAUCUCUCUCUCUCUCUCUCUCUCUCUCUCUCUCUCUCUCUCUCUCUCUUCAAUCAGAUCUUCCUUCCUUUCUCUUCUCCAGCAUCUUAUUUAGUAGUAUCUCCCUUCCCCCUUUUUAACUGUUUCGUCUCUUCGUCUUUUACUUCUCUCUUGCCUGUUAUUUCUCUCUUUUCUCUUUCUUUCAUUCAUUCUCUGCUUCAUUAUCAUUUCCUUUACACUCUUUCUAUUAACACUUAUCUGCUACUUCACCCCUUUUCUCCUCCUCUGCUUCAUCGUCUUUUCUUUUUUUCACUUUCUUUCUUGGCUCUUAUUUCAUCUGCCAUUUUCUCUCUCUCUCAUUCUCGGCAUCAUAGUCUUUUUCUUUUCUCUCUUUCGCUUUCUCGCCUUUAA